This is a messenger RNA of Mercurialis annua (annual mercury), 1734 nucleotides long. RefSeq lists its product as uncharacterized. Lineage: Eukaryota; Viridiplantae; Streptophyta; Magnoliopsida; Malpighiales; Euphorbiaceae. The record is from RefSeq and is a predicted model, not a curated record. Bases 225 to 1538 code for a protein of 437 amino acids. The transcript is spliced from 2 exons.
AUGAAAUUAGGCUUCAGCAUAUGAAAAGAAAAAGCGGAAGAAACGUAAGUAAAACGUAAAUAAAAUAAGACGGAAAUAAUAAAAAAAUCACGCCAAAAGCCCUUGCCAUCUUCCUCCUCCUCCUCACUCAAAAUCAAACACCUUGUGUCACUCAUCAAACAAAAUCUCCUACAUGGAUUUCACACUCCCGUACAAAAAUUUCUUAUCCAAAUCAUAGCAAAAAUAUGGUAAAAGACCCGAAUCAAACAACCACCGCCAUGUUUAUCACCCGAUGGUUCUCCGAUCUCGACUGGCGGCUCCUCUUUUUAGUAGUCCCUCCUCUUUCCCUCCUCAUUUUUCUCUCCGUCUCUUCAAUUCCGCCCAUUAACCCAUUCUCUUCCUUCCCGCCUCUCGCUUCUUUUUUCUUCAACAGAACAACCAUCUCCUCCACCGCCGCCGCAAAUUUAACGGGUUUGAAUCGGACGGUACCGAUCAGGCCGUGGAAGAAAGAUGAGUUAGUCCGGUCGAGAAUAGCGGUUUGUUUGGUGGGUGGGGCCAGGAGGUUCGAGUUAACGGGUCCGUCUAUUGUGGAGAAUAUUCUCAAUGUGUAUCCUAACUCGGACCUGUUUUUGCAUAGUCCGUUAGACGAUAAUUCUUUUAAAUUCUCUCUGUUAAAGAUCGCUCCGAAGAUUGCUUCUGUUAGAAUCUUUCACCCUAAUCCCAUCCCGGAAACUGAGUCGCAGGUCCGAGUUCUCACCGCCGCUAACUCACCUAACGGCAUCCAGGGGCUAUUGCAGUACUUUAACCUAGUACAAGGAUGUCUUACAUUAAUUGACGACUACCAAAAGCAACACAACUUCACUUAUGACUGGAUAGUCCGUACCCGUGUAGAUGGGUACUGGAAUGCACCACUCGACCCAAAUAACUUCAUCCCGGGUCAGUAUUUAGUCCCACCAGGCUCUACCUAUGGCGGCCUUAACGACCGUCUUGGCAUUGGAGAUUACAAUGCUUCAGCCAUAGCCCUUGCACGUCUGUCUCUCAUCCCCAAACUCGACUCUUCCGGGUUUCGAAUGUUAAACUCGGAAACCUCCUUCAGAGCCCAACUCACUACCCACGGUGUACCUUCUGUGACUAAACGUCUCCCAUUUUGCAUUGUCUCGGAUCGGAAAUACGGGUUCCCGCCAAACCGCUAUGGGGUACCGGUUGCAGCGAUGUCUAGUUCCGGUCCUUUAAGUGGGGCCAAGUGCAGACCGUGCACGCCUGUGUGUGAAGGGAAGUGUGUUGGGGAAAUAAUGCAUUGGCUUGAUAAGGGGUGGAGUUGGACUGAUUGGGAAAAUGGGACUCUAAAGCUGUGCGAUGCUCGUGAAAAUUGGGAGGAAGGUUGGGAGAAGAUUUUUGAUAAGGUUGGCGGGGAGCAACGCUCCGCCGCGAGGAAGCGGAUUCGGGGGUUGAAGUGGAAGCAAUGCGUGAAUGAUUUUAAUGAAAUGAAGAAGCGGACGUUCAAGUGGGACAGUCCUCCCAUAGAGGAAUUGUGUAGUAUGGGUGUUAAGAAGAAUUAAUAAGAUACUACAAUUUUUCUUAUACAAGUAGAUGGGACCAUGUAAAUGUUUACAUUUCGAGUUCACAGAAAAAAUAUUUAGUUUAAAACAAUGUAGUUCUAGUUAUAUUGGCACUAGGGUUGUGAUCAUGAAAAUAGCGCUUUUAAUUGUUUUGAUUUUAGAUAUAUGAAAAUAAUUAAUUCAAUUUAUUGCAAAA